Carassius carassius (crucian carp) is the source of this 2635-nucleotide messenger RNA. RefSeq names its product low-density lipoprotein receptor class A domain-containing protein 2-like. The transcript is spliced from 6 exons. NCBI's taxonomy places the organism in Eukaryota, Metazoa, Chordata, Actinopteri, Cypriniformes, Cyprinidae. Bases 223 to 1365 code for a protein of 380 amino acids. The record is from RefSeq and is a predicted model, not a curated record. Gene Ontology annotation, molecular function: protein binding.
UGAACAAGGAUUAAGCUCGAGGCAUUUGAAACCCCACAGACAAAUAUUCCUGCUUAAAAAACAUUAAAAAGCACUUCUAGGGGUGUUUCUGGGGCUAUAUGUCGUCUUUAUAAAUUAAGGUAAUGUUUGGUUUUCACAAGAGUAGACUUUGCGUGGUACAAAUGCGACAGAACAAUUGUAUUUAACACUGGAGCAGCAAGUGCUUUUGCUUGGACACGCGAGAUGGCCAGAGUGCGAUGCAUUCAGCACCUGUCAGCAUGGUUUGUUCUCUUCAGCUUAAUGACACGCCAGAGUCACUCCAUUGAGACAGUGAAUGUUGUGGACUUCUGUGGCCAGACAAUACAGGGGGACGGCAUGAUCGUAAAGUCCCACCAGGAGUCCCGGAAGUACUACUUUGUCUCCAUUGGGACAGAUUGCCACCUCACCAUACAGUCCGCCACCCCCCGGGACAAGGUGCAGUUCUACUUUCGCUUCUUUCUGGUCUACAGCCUGCUAAGAGUGUCACCGCAAAGCCCCGCACCCCUCCUCCCAGAUUCACCUAGGGGGUCCUCCUCUUCUGGCCCGACGCGGCCUGAUCUGAGCUUGGAGCCAACCACCGGGGAGGGGCCUGUAGACCCCUGCCAUGCUGGCUCGUACAUCCAGUUCUACGACGGGAGGGAUAAGUCCGCACCCCCUAUAGGCCAGCCACUCUGUGGGAAGAGCCCUCCCCGUCCAGUGUUGUCAACGGGCAAAUUUCUAACUCUACGUCUUGUAACAAGAGGAACUCAGCCAAGGGUGGACUUUGUUGGAGACUUUACAUCAUUCAGGCUGGGUUUUAACCAAUCAGAAUGCAGCGGAGAACCUUAUUUCAACUGUCGCAAUGGGAAGUGUAUUCCAAUGAGUCUGGUUUGUGCGGAUGAUAAAGGCAUUGACAACUGUGGCGAUGGCAGUGACUUAAUCAAUUACCCUGGUUGCAAUGGUCCUUUAUCUACACCCAAGCCCCCACAGCAUCAUGUUACCCAACCUACACAGAUGCUGGAUGUUCCCACUUGGACAGAGUCCACUUUAAAGAACUGUGCCACUCCAAACGCCAUUCCUGAUCCAGAUUCUGUGACCGAUUCCCAGUCUUCCAUUUCUCUGCUGGUGCUGUAUGUAGUUCUGGGUGUGAUAGCAGGAGGGGUUCUCAUGUGCUGGUGUUGUUGGGCCCCUGGCUGGUUCCUGUGGCGCGUGAGUGUGUUUCGCUUCUUCCCCUGCUGCAACUCCUGCUGCGCGUCCUGCCAGCUCUGUGGACAGAGCUGCUCCAAAAACAAGGACCACCGACUGGCCAAGGUUACACCGGAAGGAGCCUCAACUUCUGUGUCUUCGACCACCACAGUGGCUGUGUAAAUACACUCAUCUGAUAUCUCCUAUAGUCCUUAAAAGACUCAUAAUGGAGAUGAUGAGGACAGAAUGUUAGGAAGUGGUAUAUUAGAAAUUUUUCAGUUUUUACAAUGAAAAAUGAGCUAGAAUUGCUAGGCAGCGGAGUGUUUUUCACUGAUAUAUUUUUGUUUUCAGUAUGAUUAAUAUAAUUUAUAACUAAAUCUGCUGUUUUUAUUUUUUAAACUGGAUUUGUUAUAUACAUAUAUUUCAUAGAUACUGGAUCUGUGGAAACAUAAUGAGCUGAGAUUUCUAGUUUCUAGCUGGUUUUAUAAAAUUCCUCUCUAUUUACCUCAGUUGGUUAAAGCUAACUCUAGGACAACCCAGCUACAAAGGACUGGAAAAAAUAUUUUAUUAUUUAAGGUUUCCAAUAAAAUGCUCAUAAAGCUACCAAAGCUACCGGAGAGCAUUAUUAUAGCUGCAUUUUAUUGGAGUUACUGGUCACUAUACUCCUCCAGUUGAUAAUAUUGUGAAGUUCUUGGACCAAUCUGUUUCCUGAACGUGCAGUUGUGACACUUUGUCUUAUAAAAGUAUUAGAUUGCAUAUAAAAACUGAGUAGAUUGAAGGUUAUGCCAAAAUAAUUCUAAUACUUUCCACUCAAACAUUUAAAUUUGCUUAAAAUGUACUCACCCUCAGACCAUCCAAGAUGUAGAUGAGUUUAUUCACAAGAUUUGGAGAAAUUCAGUGUAAUGUCUUCCUCACCAAUGGAUCCUCUGGAGUGAAUGGGUGCCGUCAGAAUGAGAGUCCAAACAGCUGAUAAAAACCUCACAAUAAUUAACAAGUAAUCCACACACAACUUCGAACCAUCGCUUUUGGACAAAAUACCAGUCAAUAAUCCAUAAUAAUGCUUCCACUAGUGCUUCGUCAAAUCUGCUUUGAAGAAGAAACAAACUCAUCUACAUCUGAAGGUGAGAACAUUUGGUUUUGAGGUUUGUGAUUUUUUUUUUUACGCAUUUCCCCACUGCAGUAACAGAUAAUUUGACAUGUAUCACAGCUUUUGUCAGGCAUUUUGAAUUUGUGUUCAUAUAAAUAAAAAUACAAAAAUGUAACAUUAACAAGGUCAGUCAUAUUGAAAUUAUGAAAAAGGGUUAAAUGUCAUUGCCCAUAGUGGUUUGGAUUCAACAUUACAUCCAGAAUAUUUUAAAAUUACUUUUUUAAUUUGUAUUUAUUUGUCAUCAUGCACCACAAACACUAUUGCCAAAUAUAUAUAUUGUAAAUUAUAAGCAUUUUUUACUGGAUU